AUGUCCUCAUCUAUUCUGCCUACAGCCAAAAUAAAUAGUUUGGAAUUUUUCCAUAUUAACUGGAAAGUAUGGAAAAUUAUUGGCUUGCGGUUAUUCAAAAGGGAUGUUCACACUCAACAACGUCUACCUGUGAGCCGUUUAUACCUCUCGUGGAGUAAUGAAGCUAAUUUUGUGGUCACAAUCCUAUUUCCCAUACAUCUUUCAAUGGGAAUUUUUGAUAAUAAAUCAAAACUGUUCGACGGUCUAAAUGUUACCAUCACCAGCAUAGGAGCCACAGUCAAGUUCUUUUUAAUGGCCAGCAAAAUGAAGCAAAUAGCCCAAAUGGAGGCUCUCAUACAAGUGCUCGAUGCUCGGGUGACACAUCUGGAAGAAUUGGAGCAUUAUCGUACGCGCAUACGUCUGAAUAUAUUGAAUAUCCAACGAAUGUACCUUUCACUGUAUAGUGGCAUUGGGGUAGCAUUAGCUGCUUCAAUUCUAUUCAGCAAAGAACGACGUCUACUCUACCCAGGAUGGCUGCCUUUUGAUUGGCGAACUUCGACAGGCUACUAUGCUCUGGCUAUGCUCUAUCAGCUUUUUGGUUUCGCCAUUCAAAUAUCGCAGACAUUUAGCAAUGACAGCUUUGCACCCAAAACCUUGUGCAUUCUGUCGGCUCACAUUGAACUUUUAUACAAGAGAGUGUCCCGCAUUGGUUUUGAUGGUCCCUAUGCAGGAGAUUCUGGUAGCAAAGCAGCCCUAGUGCAGCAGGAGGAGGAAUUAAAACAAUGUGUGUUGGAUCAAAUUAAUUUGUAUGAGCUCUACAAAACCAUUCAGGACAUCAUAUCCUGGGCCAUGGUUAUACAGCUUCUGGUCUCGGUACUAAAUAAUUGUGUGGCAAUGGUGGCUUUGUUGUUCUUUGCAACUGAGUUAUUUGAUCGCAUCUACUACUCCAUCUACAUUGUAGGUCUGGCUAUGCAGCUUUUUCCCUCCUGCUAUUAUGGCAGUGAUUUUGUGCUGCUCUUUGAAAAACUCCACUAUGCUGUGUUCUCGUGCAAUUGGAUUGGCCAAUCGAAGAGUUUCAAGCGCCACAUGAUGAUAUUCACGGAGAGGUCUUUGCGUCAGACUAUGGCAUUGGCCGGUGGCAUGUUUCCCAUACAUUUGGAUACCUUUUUUGCCACAGCCAAAGCGACAUAUUCGCUAUUUGCGCUUAUCAUAACAAUAAAAUAAAGCCAAAUGAAGGAAUUAAAGGAGAUUAAAGGGAAAAUGUU
Stomoxys calcitrans (stable fly) is the source of this 1244-nucleotide messenger RNA. Its product is annotated as odorant receptor 59a-like. Gene Ontology annotation, biological process: sensory perception of smell; detection of chemical stimulus involved in sensory perception of smell. Gene Ontology annotation, cellular component: plasma membrane. The transcript is spliced from 2 exons. The record is from RefSeq and is a predicted model, not a curated record. Gene Ontology annotation, molecular function: odorant binding; olfactory receptor activity. Lineage: Eukaryota; Metazoa; Arthropoda; Insecta; Diptera; Muscidae. The coding region runs from base 1 to 1203 and encodes 400 amino acids.